Molecule: messenger RNA, 768 nt
Organism: Camellia sinensis
Lineage: Eukaryota; Viridiplantae; Streptophyta; Magnoliopsida; Ericales; Theaceae
Source: RefSeq, a predicted model, not a curated record
UUGCGACGGCAAAUUAUGCCGUCUCAGAAAGUCACAUUUUUUGAGACGGCAAGUAGUGCCGUCGCAAAAAGUCACAUUUGUUGCGACGGCAAGUUGUGUCGUCUCAAAAAGUCACAUUUUUUGAGACGGCAAGUUGUGUCGUCGCAAAAAGUUCCGUCUCAUAAGCCCACUUUUCUUGUAGUGAUACCAUCCAGUGUUGUUUUGGGGAUCCUUCGGUACUUGUGGGAGAAGGGAGACAAUGGAGGACACUCACUUUCUUAUGCCCCAAUGUGCGGUGAGAAGGAUAUCCAUGUGUUUGGAAUCUUUGAUGGUCAUCGAGGUGCAGCAGCUGCUGAGUUUUCUGCUCGAGCUCUACCAGGAUUUUUGCAUAGUCUUGGUUCCAUAAAAAGUCCGUCCGAUGCAUUACUAGAAGCAUUUGUCAAGACAGAUGUUGCAUUCAGGAAUGAAUUGGAUUCUCAUCGUAAAUCUAAGGGAGUUAUUCAGAAAGACUGGCAUCCUGGUUGCACAGCCAUUGUGGCUCUUCUAGUCAGAAACAAGCUUUUUGUUGCUAAUGCUGGCGAUUGCAGGGCAAUGCUAUGCCGAGCUGGCAGUGCUUAUGCUCUAAGUAAGGAUCAUGUUGCAAGUUGUCCCGAGGAGAGAGAACAUAUUAUCAGUGAAGGGGGACAGGUCAAAUGGCAAGUUGACACGUGGAGGGUUGGGCCUACUGCUCUCCAGGUUUUCUUCUUAUCCUUUGCUUAACGAUAUUCUAGAAAAAUGUGUAGACUAUUG